AUUUAUUUUCUCCUAUCCUAAGGACCCCUGUCUUCCCCCAUCUAAUCUAUAAAUAUGAACACUUUUGCAACUUCCUAUCAUAUCUCUUCUUUCUCUCCAUUAUCUAUUGAGCUCUAGGAAGCACAAUGGCCAUGGCUAAACUUGUUCUUGUGCUUGCCAUUGCUCUCCUAGCCAUGGCCAUGGCUGAUUCCAGUCACAAGGUUCUUGCCAAAGCUACUGAUGGUUCUUCAGAGCAAUACAUGCAGGCUUUAAAUGGACAAGGAUCCCUCCGAACCUUUCAAUGCCCAUCACAAUGUUCAAGGAGGUGCUCUCAGACGCAGUACCACAAGCCAUGCAUGUUUUUCUGUCAGAAGUGUUGUGUGAAGUGCCUGUGUGUGCCCUCAGGUUAUUAUGGCAACAAAGGAGAAUGCCCUUGCUAUAACAACUGGAAAACCAAGAGAGGAGGACCCAAAUGCCCUUGAGUUGAAUGGUUUAGCUUUGCUCUAACCUUUUCAUAUUGUUCUAGUGUUUCGUUGCACCUAAACAUUUGCCAAGUAUUACCAUCCAGCUGCUCCAACUUACCUCACUCUAGUUUGUUAGUGUGGUUUGGGGAAAUAUAUAUUGUAUUAAGAAGCUAUAUUUAUAUUUGGCCAGUAAUGAGCUAUAAUUUCUCAA
Molecule: messenger RNA, 654 nt
Organism: Zingiber officinale
Lineage: Eukaryota; Viridiplantae; Streptophyta; Magnoliopsida; Zingiberales; Zingiberaceae
Product: gibberellin-regulated protein 6-like
Exons: 4
Coding region: 126-461 (111 amino acids)
Source: RefSeq, a predicted model, not a curated record